GAUCGUCAUUUCAACAUCUUUGUUAUUCAUUACGUAAGAAUUGCAGAGGAUGAUUUACCAGUUUAGAUAUGUAAUACGUUGUUACAAGUUAUCACUUCCCCCGAACAAUAACUCCAAUUUGAGUCAUAACUCGGCGUUGAAAAUUUACGCCUCAUUAAUCGAACUGCCUCCUCGUAAUUAAGACUCGUUCAUUAUGAAAGAAAUUUAUGAAAAGAUGUUACUGAUUUCAGUAAUUUGUUUGGCUUUAGGAAAUUCGCUUCCGAUCCACUGCCCGCCUAACGAGAAGAAGGAAGAGGGAGAGGAUAAUGAAAUUAGCGUGCAAGUGAAUAAGAAAAUUAUUAAUAGCAAUUGCAAGGGCCUUGUGGGGAACAAGCAGAUGGUGAAAACUAGAUACCAUGUGGUUAUAAUACCUGGUGCGAAGAAAGAUCGCUAUGAAACGGACACUGAAGUACUGAAAACAUAUUUUGGUACUAAAGAAAAGUCUAAGUCCUCUCUACUAUUUGUCGCAAAAUGUUUCGUAAUAUUUUACAUCUUAAUCGGUUUCGCCGUGAGACGAGACGGUGAAGUUCCAGAAGUUUUAUUCAUCGUGGGACUCUUAUCAUUGGGUUUGAAGUUUCUGCUUUAAAUAUUUAUGUAACGCGUUCUGCUUAGUCGAUAAUUUCCAACCGGUGUUUCUAGAUAACGUAGUCUGUAUCAUCAUGCAUGCAUUCGUAAUGAUGUUAUUAAAUUGUUUUAUGAAUAUCUUAUCUCACAUAGUUAAUGACUAAUAUAAUUUCAAUAAUU
Zophobas morio is the source of this 783-nucleotide messenger RNA. RefSeq lists its product as uncharacterized. The record is from RefSeq and is a predicted model, not a curated record. Lineage: Eukaryota; Metazoa; Arthropoda; Insecta; Coleoptera; Tenebrionidae. Bases 194 to 625 code for a protein of 143 amino acids. The transcript has 4 exons.